AUGUUGUUACAGCUGUGCGUCGUCCUGCUGGUCGCGGCCAUCGCGUCGGCUGUCGAGGAGAAGAAGAACGAGAAGCGAGGCUUACUAGGCCUCGGAUACGGACUAGGAGGCGGCUUCGGGCACGGGUACUACGGGCACGGCCUCGGCUUGUACUCGCACAGCGCGCCCAUCGUCAGCCACAGCGCGCCCAUCAUCAGUCACGGGUACGGGUUCGGAGGCUACGGAGGCUACGGAGGCUACGGCGGAUUAGGCCACGGGUACGGACUGGGGCUGGGGCACGGCGUGAUAGCUUCCGCGCCCGUCGUCUCGCACGGGUACUCUGCCCCCCUGCUCGCCGGCCACUACGGGGCGCCACUGCUCGGGCUCGGCCACGGCCACGGCUGGCAUUGA
This is a messenger RNA of Spodoptera littoralis (African cotton leafworm), 390 nucleotides long. The record is from the annotation of a GenBank genome assembly. Lineage: Eukaryota; Metazoa; Arthropoda; Insecta; Lepidoptera; Noctuidae.